Messenger RNA from Emiliania huxleyi CCMP1516, 1194 nucleotides. RefSeq lists its product as hypothetical. Gene Ontology annotation, cellular component: cytosolic small ribosomal subunit. NCBI's taxonomy places the organism in Eukaryota, Haptophyta, Isochrysidales, Noelaerhabdaceae. The transcript is spliced from 6 exons. Gene Ontology annotation, molecular function: ribosome binding; mRNA binding; translation initiation factor activity. Gene Ontology annotation, biological process: translational initiation. The annotation marks the transcript as partial. The record is from RefSeq and is a predicted model, not a curated record.
GAGCUGUCGCCCGACGGCAAGUGGCUCGCGGUCGUCGAGGCGGAGGCGCUGCGCGUGGUGGACCUGAGCAGCGGCGAGGAGGCCUUCUCGCUGCCUCGGCCGAGCGUGCGUGCGCUCGCCUUCUCGCCGCGCGGGACGUACCUCCUGACGUGGGAGAAGCUCUCCGAAGGCGUCGCAGAGAACCUGCGGCUCUGGCGGACGGCGGACGGAGCCUUCGUGUGCGGCUGGGCGCAGAAGCUGCUCGGUGAGAAGUGGCAGUGGCCGGCGCUCCGCUGGGCGGCGGACGAGUCCUUCUUUGCGCGAGCCCUUCCUCGCCCUUCCCCAACCCGGCCGGCGCCCGCCUCCCCGCAGGUGCACUGCUUCGACGGCGCCGCCCCCUCGCAGACCGUCGCGCAGCGGCUGCGCGUGCCCGGCGUCUCAAACUUUGCCAUCGCGCCGGCGGGCUCGCCGCCGCUGGUCGCGACGUUUGUGCCGGAAGGGAAGGGCGCGCCGGCGACGGUGCGGCUCUGGCGGCACGGCGACUACGGCGAGGGCCGCUUCCUCGCCUCCAAGACCUUCUUCAAGGCGGGAGCCGGGCGGCGGAGAGGCCCGCGCCCCACCUCGGCGCCUGCGCUGCUGGUGCGGACGCACGUCGACGUCGACACGGGCGGCAAGUCGUACGACGGCGCCUCGGGCCUCAUGCACAUGGACGCGUCCGGCGACGCGUCUGUGAUGAGGCUGCCAAAGGAGGGCCCGAUCCACGACGUGCAGUGGGCGCCGAAGCUCGCGCGCGCUCCUCCCCCCCCCUCGCAGUCCUUGCUCCGAGGCGUUGCCCCCUCCCUGCAGGCGCCCGACUCGAGCGAGUUUCUGGCCUUGUUUGGCUUCUCGCCGCCGCGCGCGUGCCUCUUCUCCGGCGGCAAGGGCCACAAGGUGCUGCACGACUUUGGCGACGACGCGCGCAACACUGUCUGCUGGGCGCCGCACGGCCGCUCCUCGCUUCCGCGCACGAGCCGCUCCUUCAUUCUCGCCGGCUUCGGCAACCUGGGCGGCGAGCUCUCCUUUUGGGACCGAAAGACGCUCCGGUGCCUCUCGACAGUCGACGCCCACAUGACGGUCGCGUUCGAGUGGUCGCCCGACUCGCGCGCCUUCCUCACCGCCGUGCUGUGGCCGCGCCUCCGCGUCGAGAACGGCGUCAAGCUCUGGUCGCCCUCGGGC